This is a messenger RNA of Seminavis robusta, 1848 nucleotides long. Lineage: Eukaryota; Bacillariophyta; Bacillariophyceae; Naviculales; Naviculaceae. The record is from the annotation of a GenBank genome assembly.
AAAACGGUACGAACCGCGAGCGUCCUCCAUGCGGCCGUUGCUACUGUACUGUAUCACCAACCAACCUCGACGAGGAUCGAGGAUUGACGCCAAACACAACCAAAACCAACCCACAAGCAACAACAUUACUGGCUAUUAAUAGAGUACUACUAGUAGUACCUGACUCCAUUCAUCCAUCGCAGUACACGUGUAGACUACCUUUUAGUUGGUACAGUCGAAAUCCAUCCAGCACCAUGACAGAAACAGCGGCGAACCCAGCCAACACGGACACUUCUGAUCUGCCCGAGCCCACCGAUGAGAAUUGCACGCGGCAUGUGCUACAAGCAGAAGAAGAACUGCGUUUGGAAGUUUCCUUUUUGGGAACCAAAAUCGAGACAACCUGUGUGAUUGAAUUGAAGAAGGGUUCCUGUGAACUCUGGGGUGUGGAAUUGGCCUUGCAGAAAAAGUACACGUUGGAUGGGGGCUUCAAGGCAGCUCUCUUUACAUGGCAUGGUUGUGUGGUCGAUGUCACUUGUGAGCAUUUGGAUAUUUCAUACAGUUCCAACGAAACCGCCGCCAAUGUGGCCUAUGUCAAUACGCAUGCCCAAUUGGAAGCCUUGAGGGAUGAUGCUGCCAUGAAUGGUCAAGAAGGACCCCGUGUUUUGAUUGUGGGACCUCCAGAAUCGGGAAAAUCCAGUCUGACCAAAAUUCUGGUAGCGUAUGCCACCAAAUUGGGAAGGACACCACUCUGGGUGGAUUUGGAUCCUGCGGACAAUGGCGUCAGUGUCCCUGGCACUCUAGCAGCUGUCCCCAUGGCGGGAGAUAGUGCCGUAGUGGAGACUUAUGCCACAGGAGGGAUCCCGAUUGGGACCACUCCACUGGUGCUCUUUCAUGGGACCACCACGCUACAACCGGAACUCUACAAGGCACAAGUCACGGCACUGGCCGACAAAAUACAACUUCGUUUGGAUGCACAGAAGGAUGUACAACCCGACGAAAACAACAAUCCAGGAGCUGCUCCAAACUUCUUCAAUGAACGGUCCAGUGGUAUUAUCGUCAACACCAAUGGCUGGAUUCAAGAUGAAGGAUUCCAGUUGCUACUGCAUACCAUCAACGUCAUGAAAAUCACUGUCGUACUCAUCAUGGGACACGAUCGACUCUACAGCAUGAUGUCCAAUCACAUCAAAAAAAUAGCCGACACCGCCGUCAAACCUAAAAUCAUCAAAUUGCCAAGAUCCGGAGGGACAGUCUCACGAGAAGCAGCCUUUCUUCGACAAGCCAGGUCACGCAGUAUGAAGCGAUACUUUUACGGAGACAUGGUCGAACCCACACAACAACAGCAACAAGGUGCCACCACCACCACCACCCGUGUUCCACAAUUGACACCUUUUCUGAAUCAAAUUCCGUUCAAAGAAUUGACACUCUACAAAUUAUCGGCCAUUGCACUCAGUGCCUCCUUGUUGCCCGUGGGAAUGGGGCAGUCCACCGACAGCAUUCAAGUACAAGAGGUGGAAUUGUCGGAAUCAUUGCAGCACGCCCUCGUUGCGGUCUGUCAUCCCCAUGCGGUGGCAGCCUACCAGAAAUCCGGACGGGCCAGAGAUUUGUUCCAAGCGGGUGCCGCAGGAUUCUGCGCCAUUGAACGAGUCGUCAUGGAUACCGACACAGUACAUUUGCUGUGUCCCUGCGCGGGAAACUUGCCCAGCAAAACAUUGCUGCUCGGGGAUAUCACUUGGAUGGAGUAGUAGAUUCAGUAGAAACAGCAAUUAUAAUAAUAAUAAGACGGUGCUAGAAUGAAAGAUUAAACAACGCGGUUAUUACUGGCUACACGUGGGGCUCUUCAAACAUCACGCACUAAUAAUAAAGGUACCA